Molecule: messenger RNA, 4641 nt
Organism: Papilio polytes (common Mormon)
Lineage: Eukaryota; Metazoa; Arthropoda; Insecta; Lepidoptera; Papilionidae
Exons: 14
Coding region: 355-4641 (1428 amino acids)
Cellular component (GO): perinuclear endoplasmic reticulum; plasma membrane; intracellular membrane-bounded organelle
Molecular function (GO): sterol binding
Source: RefSeq, a predicted model, not a curated record
UACAAUAUUUUAACAAUCACAGAUUGGUUAGCAAGGAAAAGAACAAGGACUAUAUGUUCGUCAAGCGAUGGUGAUCAUAUCGAUUCUUUAACCUCCUCCUUACUCUCUAAUUUACCUCCCAAACCAAUACCAUCCAACACUUCACUAUUACAUAAAACUGCAAAAACCAAGGAACUAACAUCACUAAAAUGUAUUUACUCAAGAAAGAAAAAUGAUUCAAUAGAUAAAAGAAUAGUAUGUUGUUUUAAACGUGUGGCAAAUUCUAAAGAAGCAAAUACCAAAAUCAAGGAAACAAGCAAAAGUAUUAUCAAUGAUGACUCUGAUGACGCAAAGAACAAUCCAGAAGAACAACUAAUGCAUAGCACGAAUCUAGAAGUUAAAUCUUAUUUUGAAUCUCUAAUGAGUAUAGAAUCAAUAGAUUUACAUAAACAGAAAUCUGAUUCUAGUUAUAAAAAAGCAAUACCUAAUUUUCAAAUAAAAUAUAAACGCAAUGAAGAAAAACGCGCUAAAACAUCUAAAGAUGCAAAUGUUAAAAAUGAACCUAUUGUAUUUUGUUUUACGCAUAAACAUAGGUCUUGUAGAAAUAACGGUAAAGCCCCGCUUUUGAAACGUAGCAGGAAAUCUACUAAUAUGGUUAAAUACAGAAAUGUCUUAUCAGAACCACCACUAAAACAACCAUUGAACAGAAGUAUGUUAUUAGGAAAAUAUAAAUUAAAGAUAUCACGACACUCAGAUGCCAGACCGGCACGAGUCAUACUCUUAAAUCAAAACCUUAACGAAUCAAAUAACGAAAGUAAAACAAAUAUCACAAAAGAAAAAGUCGUAGAUAAAGAGUUUCACAAAAUGACUGAAAAACUUGUCGAAACAGUAUUCGAGAAUUACGCUAAAUUUGAAAACUACAAAUCCGAAGAUCAUUUGCGAAGCUUCAUUAAUCGAGUUAUCGCAGAAAUAUAUUGUUUCAGUUGCGAACAGAUUGACGAUCAUCCAGUAAAGGCACUUUUUAAAUGUCUACUGGAAUACUGGAUACAGAAUAGCGCGUUUCCACGAUUAAAAGAGACAGUCAAAGCGGUUAAAUCUAUCAGUAAACCGUCAAAUUAUUAUUUUACUAAAGAUGAGAAUACUUCGAGUCUAUGCGUCCACAAUCAAAGCCAAGAAACGCAAUGUCACGAUUACUAUGACCCUUUAAGAAAGAAGAAAUCUAAACAAUCGUAUAUAUUCAAUCCGUUUGGUUUAGCAAAACUGCCGAAAUCGGAAAGCUUUAACAAAGAACAACAGAUUCAAGAAUUAGAAAGAAUAAUAAAGAAUACAGUUUAUUACUGUGAUAACACGCGUACUGAGCCUAGAGAAAGUAAAAAAGACGAUAUUCAAAUAACGAAGAUUUUAAUAGAAAACAUUGGUAAAGAUUGCCUUAAUCAAGCGACAAACGAAAUCAAUAAAGUAGCCAAUGAAACUGAAUUAAUGGAAUUGCAAAAGGUUAUAAACUAUUUACUAAGCGAAACUUCGCUUCCAGUAGAUAUGGUGAAAGAGAUUUUCAAAGCAUAUUUGAAUAUUCUUAAAAAUGAAAGUGUCGAUGAAAUUGCUAGCAGUUUGUCAAUAGAUACAGCUAAAAAUAUUGAAUCAAACUCUUAUAAAUGUGACGUAUUAACAGAUUGCGUACAAAAACAUAUAUCUAAAAAUAUAAAUACACAAAGUUUUCAAGAUAAUAUAUCUUUUAAUGAAAACUUGUCUUUGAAUAAUGUAAGUGAGAUAUAUUUGUAUAACGUUUUAAACAAGAUAACUUUCAAAUCUGACAAUGUUAAAAUACCUUGGGAUCGUAACACACAAAAGGAGAAGAUAAAAGAAGCUAUGCAAGAAUAUAAACAAUUAAAAGACUCUACAUUUAAAAUGCAACCUGAUACAAGUAAAGUUGAUAACAAAAAUAGGGUUUUAUACCUCUCACAAUACAAUCAUAUUUCCACGGAUAAUGUUCCUCUGGUAAAAGAAAUCAUGUCCAUUGCGAUUAAACUGGAAGACACACCUAAUGCAGAAGCAAAAAAUUCAAAACCAGAUUAUUUUAUAAAAGACAAGGGACCUUUCAAAAAUAUCCCACGGAAUUUGCUACCAAAUUUGGAUUACAAAACUAAUUCUGACAGAUUAUAUUCUACACAAACAGUUGAUCCAACAGAUUAUAAUAAAAACCCUUUUUUGGAUUACAACUGUACACAUGACAAUAUAAGUAUCAAGCCUUUUUGCAGUAGUGAUACUUUAUCUAAAGAAUGUUUUAAGAAAAUCUACGAGAAAAGAUGGGAACUUAAUAAUUUCGAGUAUCUUAUAAGUGACAAUUCUAACAUGACGAGAUUGUCUUCUGACGCAUUUAAAAGACAAUCCAACAUUUUAACUCUUAUUGAAAAAGAUAACAUCCCUAAUACAUCGAAUAAAACAGAUGUUAGAAAAGAGAAUGAAAAUGUACCUAAUUUCUUUGACAAUAAAGAUUUAAAUUCCUUAAAAAGUAAAUUAUCGGAUAUUAUUGAUGAAGAAUUUAAAAAAAUGUUGCUUAACAAAUUGAGCACACUUUCGAAGACUAUACCAGCUUUACGUGAAGAUAUUUACAAGUUAUAUCAUAAAAUAUUGGAAAAAUACGACAAAAUCGAUACAACAAUUUCUAAAUCAUUGCAUAAUCUUGAAAAUUCAGAAGCAAUCAAUAGACAUUCAAAAAAAGAUACGGCUGUUCAAUUCGAAGUAACAGAUCCAAUAGAUGAAGUUGUAAAAAAUAAUGCAACCGUUAACACGACAAGUUUUACAACCCUUUUAAAAACAGUCAAAUGUAUGGAUGACAAAGCAGAAAACACACAACAUUCUGAUAAGAAAUUUGAAUUCGGUAAUACAAAAAAAACAGCUGAACUACCUAAAAAUGCUGAAGUAAAAGUUACUGUCCUGAAAGAAAAAAAAAGUAAAGCUGUAUCGAAUCAAAAGUUAUACCGAUUAAAAUGCACACGUGAUUUUACAAUGAACACGCCGUUUAAAUUUAGAAAAAACGAUAAAAACAAACGGACAAAUAUAAUAGUUACGUUAAAAAAGAAAUCGCCACAUAAAUUUGACAGUAAAGCAUUGAAAAAUUUAAGAAAAAACCUUAUCAAUGAUACUCAAAGAUCGAAAACAUCCAACCCAAAUGCUCACGAACUAAAAGACAAAUUGUCCAAAGAUUAUAAAUUUUAUCAACAAUAUUUCAAUAGUAAAUACAAGAUGAAGAAAUACAGUUCUAUUCUCACUUCUAACACUAAGUUAGUCAGUAACGGAGACCUUAAGACUCUAUACAGAUGUUCCAGUGACAGAUAUCAUAAAUCUGGGCUGGUUAGCCCGACGGGCGCGCCCCUGCGCGGCCCGCAAGCCGGGUUUGUGUCCGGCACCCCUGGCGGACGAUUGGCUACUUGGAUAAUAGAUUCCGGUGGUCCGUUAGAGAAUGCGUCUCGCGAGCUGGGGCAGGCGCAGCUGUCGGUGCAGCAGCUGCAGCGGCUGCUGGAUGCGCUGGAGAUGCAGCAGCAGGUCCACCAUGAUACUGAUGUAUCACUAGAAGGUGCUUCCCCUAACGUGAAGAAAGACCGGCGUAAGUUUGGUCUAAGGAAAAAGAAAUCUAACAGUAAAUGUGCGUCCGUAGAACUACAGCCUCCGCAUAUUGAUCCUUCUAACUCUCAUAUGGCUCUUUCAGCACUAACAGCGCCCCCCUCCCCCGGCGGUGGCGCAUCCUCCAUCCCCAAUUCGGCAGCUUCGUUGCCCAUCGCGUGUGCGGCGACACGUCCGCAGUCGCUGCCGGGGGCGGAGGCGCUGGGGGCGGCGGGCGGCGCCUCCCUCGCCAGCCUCACACCUGAUCAUCAGAUCAGAGAAGACUUUACAGUCCUCGCGAAAGACCUGGUGGCCAGCUUGAAAGGGAUAGUGGCUACUUUGGUGUGUGAGAGGGGGCGAUAUAUAUCGGAUUUAAACCCUUAUCUGACAGUGACGUCAUUGAGCUAUCUGAGGCUCUAUCAGCCAAUUUUGGGAAAGGUACAUAUUCUUGUUUAUUUCCAGAGGUUAUGUGAAGAGUUGGAGUACUCCGAGCUACUGGACCUGGCAGCGGGCAGCAGCAGCGCGGCGGAGCGCAUGUCGCUGGUGGCCGCGUUCGCUGUGAGCGCGUACGCGGCGACCGCACACCGCGCCGCCUCUAAACCAUUCAAUCCGUUACUAGCAGAGACUUAUGAAUGUGUUAGAGAGGAUAAAGGGUUCAGAUUCAUCGCUGAACAGGUAUCGCACCACCCCCCCAUCUCUGCGUGCCACGCGGAGUCCGGUCGCUGGAGCUUCUGGCAGGAGGCGCGCAUCCGCACCAAGUUCUGGGGCAAGUCGAUGGAGUUCCAGCCGGCGGGCCGCGUGCACGUGCGUCUGCACACCACCGGAGAUCAUUAUAUAUGGAAUAAGAUGCCAUCGUUAUGUGCGAUGCCGCCGGAGCACGAGCACUACUACGGGUUCACGCGCUUCGCUAUGGAGCUGAACGAGCUGGAGCCCGGCAUGCGCGACCUGCUGCCGCACACCGACACGCGCCUGCGGCCGGACCAGCGCGCGCUAGAAGAAGGCGACGUAGAACGCGCAGAGCAACUGAAGCACCAGCUGGAGCAGGUUAGAUUUAUAUCAUAG